Messenger RNA from Cynoglossus semilaevis (tongue sole), 1542 nucleotides. RefSeq lists its product as uncharacterized. NCBI's taxonomy places the organism in Eukaryota, Metazoa, Chordata, Actinopteri, Pleuronectiformes, Cynoglossidae. The record is from RefSeq and is a predicted model, not a curated record. The coding region runs from base 133 to 1542 and encodes 469 amino acids. The transcript has 6 exons.
AUCAAAAAUACAAAGCAUACCAUUGCAGAUGGCAUGAAGAGUUCUGGAAUGUCGUGCCAGGCAAGUAUAUAAGACGCUGCAGGUAAACAAGUGCAGCAGAGAAUCUUGGGACGGAGGAAACUUGUGGUCACCAUGGCAGCCACAACAGUGCUUCUGCUUCAGCUCCUGAUCUCUCUGGCAUCGGCUUCACAUCACUACGGAGGAACGGAGACGUUCACCAACAGAGGAAGAAACCCAGAUGGAACUUACAAUGUGGAAUUCCGCACCAGGGCAGUCUUUGAUGGCUGUCAUAAUUACGGACCUUGGAACUGUUACGGGUCCAGCUGUAACAGCUUCCACAUCAGCGGGAGUCACAUAGCUGAAAGGAACAAUUACACACAGUCAGGCAACAGAGAGUGGUGUGAAAGAGAAACAAUCACUACCACAACCCUUCGCAGCAAUCAACCUUUCGAAAGACGCCAAGCCAGCUGUUGUUGGGUCUAUACCCGCAAUGGAUAUGGUUCCUGGUAUCUCAGAACCAAAAUUGAUUUGGGAACAAGAUCUGACACCAGGCAACCAAACAGAUCACCAGACCUGGCUAUUGUUCCUUUUCUCCGAGUUCCUGAAAACUGCCCGAGAUCAUACAACAUAAUGGCCUUUGAUCCUGAUGCAGACCGGGUUCGAUGUAGAUAUGCAAAUGUCCGUCUCCGUGAGUGCCACUGGUGCAAUCUGCCUUCAGGAUUUCAUUUAGAUCAGGACACUUGUACUUUGUACUACAACUACAUCUUGUCCACCAACUAUGUUUUUGCAUUUGAAAUGGUAGUAGAGGACUUCCCACAACGUCACAUCAGUUUGUCCUACGAAGAUGGUUCUCGCGUUUACAGAGCUCCACUGACAACAGGCAGUAGAAACAGACGAUCAGUCACCCCAUGGUGGAACAGAGAUCCAACAACCCCACCUGGAACCAUGAUCCCAUCCUCACAGAGGUGGUGGUGGCAUUCUACAACCACAACCCCUCCUACUAGAACAACAACCCCUCCUACUAGAACAACAACCCCUCCUACUAGAACCACAACCCCUCCUACUAGACCCACAACCCCUCCUACUACAACCACAGCCCCUCCUACUACAACAACACCCCCUCCUACUACAACAACAACCCCUCCUACUACAACAACACCCCCUCCUACUACAACAACACCCCCUCCUACUACAACAACACCCCCUCCUACUACAACAACACCCCCUCCUACUACAACAACAACCCCUCCUACUAGAACCACAACCCCUCCUACUAGACCCACAACCCCUCCUACUACAACCACAGCCCCUCCUACUACAACAACACCCCCUCCUACUACAACAACAACCCCUCCUACUACUACUACAAUAACAGUCCCUCCUCUUUCUACCACUAGUCCUCUCAGUGAACUGCCGCUCCAGUUUUCUGUUCUUGACCUUCAGAAAUAUGCAUAUAAGGUGGUGAACUGCAUCAUGCACUUGGCUGUUUGGUUGACCUGUGCUCAGACGUACAGACCAAAACUAACCCAUACUGACUAUUGA